ACAAAACGUAGCACGAUAUUUAUAAUCUUGUUUUUAUCUGUGGUUGGUCUUGCUGGUUUUAGAUAGAAUUUGAGACCGAAAUUUACUAAAUUAUAAUUAAUAUCAAAUCAGUAUUGAUAUAUAAACAGUAAAAGUACAAAGAAAUGGCUGCUCAGCUCUUCAACCGAAUUGGACAAGUGGGCCUGGGUGUGGCGCUCGUUGGAGGAGUCGUCAACUCUGCUCUCUAUAAUGUUGAUGGUGGCCACAGGGCUGUGAUUUUCGACAGAUUUGCUGGUGUGAAAAACUUGGUGGUUGGUGAAGGCACCCACUUCUUUGUUCCAUGGGUGCAGAGACCAAUCAUUUUCGACAUCAGAUCCCGCCCUAGAAACGUUCCCACCGUUACUGGAAGCAAAGAUCUUCAAAAUGUGAACAUUACUCUCCGUAUCCUGUUCAGACCGAUCCCUGACCAGCUCCCAAAGAUUUAUACCAUCCUCGGUAUUGACUAUGAUGAGCGAGUACUGCCUUCCAUCACUUCUGAGGUCCUGAAGGCUGUGGUCGCACAGUUUGAUGCUGGAGAGCUUAUCACACAGAGAGAGGUUGUAUCACAGAAAGUCAACGAGAGUUUGACUGAGAGAGCAGCGCAGUUCGGCCUUAUCCUGGACGACAUUUCAAUUACACAUUUGACCUUCGGCAAGGAGUUCACACAGGCCGUCGAAUUGAAGCAGGUCGCUCAACAAGAAGCUGAGAAGGCGAGAUUCCUCGUAGAAAAAGCUGAACAACAAAAGAAGGCGGCCGUUAUUGCUGCUGAGGGUGACGCCCAAGCCGCUGUCCUACUCGCCAAAUCCUUCGGCCAGGCUGGUGAAGGUCUAGUCGAGCUCCGACGUAUCGAAGCUGCUGAAGACAUCGCCUACCAACUAUCUAAAUCUCGCAAUGUUACUUACUUACCGCAAGGACAAAAUGUUCUCUUAAAUCUUCCCACACAGAACUAAUCUUGGUUAAAAACAACGCUGGAACGUGUUCUAUAUAAAUCGGGGUUGGUUCUGUAAAAUGCAUUUGUAUUUACAAAACUAUAAUGUAUAAGAAUGUUGCAUUUGUUGAGACAAUGGUAUGGUUGCGCCAAUAGAUAGUAGUCCAUAUUAGUUUUAUGAAAAAUUGUAAUUACGCAUUAAACUAUAAUUUUGUUGA
This is a messenger RNA of Helicoverpa zea (corn earworm), 1164 nucleotides long. RefSeq names its product protein l(2)37Cc (gene Phb1). Gene Ontology annotation, biological process: mitochondrion organization. Lineage: Eukaryota; Metazoa; Arthropoda; Insecta; Lepidoptera; Noctuidae. The transcript is spliced from 5 exons. Bases 144 to 968 code for a protein of 274 amino acids. The record is from RefSeq and is a predicted model, not a curated record. Gene Ontology annotation, cellular component: membrane; mitochondrion.